CUUGUCACUGAUGACGUCUGUUUAUAUGUUUAUCAUGCACGCAUGUUGUGUUGUUAUCAGCUGUCGACAGCGCAAUGAUACCAAUCACAUCAGUGACGCACUUUGUAAUAAGUUAGGAAGAAGUUUUCUGACAAAAUGACUAGGCGUUGUGUUGUGUUACUUGAGAGAAAUGAAACAAACAUGUACCUCAGUACUACGGAAUUGUUACUGAAAAUUGUAGACGCAGUACUGCAGGAGCCUUCGAAUCCGAAAGCUAGGACAUAUAAGCUAGCUAGUCCAGCUGUUUCAGAGAAACUUCGUGCUACCGUUGGAGCUAUGGAAUGUUUGCGUGAAAUGGGUUUCCAAGAGAUGAAUGACAAAUUGGUUCUAUCACCAGAAGCGUCACUGGAGAACAUAAGACAGAUACGCUCAGAAAUAGUUAAUAGAAGGCGUAAUUAUGAAACAUUCAAUGCUGUUAACAAUUCCAGUGAAAUGUCUUCAGCAAGCUCUGAAGGUGCUAGUGCUACACAGCAUACCUCAUUUGCACACUUCAAGAGUCAACUUUUGGUUAUUUCUGAGACAGUGCUGGGCCAUGAAAACAAAUUGUUACAGAAGAAGGCUUUGAAGUUAAUUCCACUAACAGAGCUGGAGAUAAAAGCAGUUAAACAUAUGCGAUCCUUACAAAAAGCCAUCAAAAAUGGUGCAGAGGACAAUGGAGCAGAUGUGCAGGACAUACUUUUGUUAGAAUUGAUGGCAUGGUUUAAAGAAUCAUUUUUCUCAUGGGUUGAUUCUCCAAAAUGUUGGUUUUGUCAAGGAGAAACAAAAUUUCGUGGCCACAGUAGUGAUCCUAAAUAUAAUGGAGACCGGGCAGAGGUAUAUAUGUGCACCUUGUGCCGGGAAGUAACACUGUUUGUUCGGUACAAUAAAACUGAAAAGCUUCUAGAGACCAGGAAAGGACGUUGUUCAGAAUGGGCAAAUUGUUUUGCUCUGUUGUGCAAAUCACUUGGUUGGGAUGUUCGUGUUGUCUAUGACGUGACAGACCAUCUUUGGGUGGAGGUGUUUUCUGUAAGUCAACAAAGGUGGAUACACUGUGAUCCUUGUGAAAAUGCCUAUGAUAAACCUUUAAUGUAUGAAGUAGGUUGGAAGAAAAAUCUUUCAUACGUGAUUGCUUUUUCUUAUGAUGAUGUACAAGAUGUCACUUGGCGCUAUACCUGCAAUUUCAAUUCAGUAUUAAGGCGCAGAAAUUUGUGCUCUGAGCAGCAGCUCUUGGAUAUUAUGUUUGCUAUAAGAGAAAAAAGACAACGUGAUUUGUCAUUGGCAAGAAAAGAGUACCUCAAGAAGCGAAUGUUAAAAGAACUUGUGGAAUUUCUAACACCUCCAAAGCAGACUGAUGCAGCAUAUGAGGGGCGCACCUCAGGUUCCCUGCUCUGGAGACUUGCAAGGGGAGAGGUUACAGAAAAAGUUACAUAUGUUUGGACUCCAAACGCUGCAGAAAUUUCAGCUCAAAGAUUUCAGUUAAGUUACUCCUGUGAAAAGGACAAAUAUUUUCGAAGUACUAACACUGAGGAGGCCUGCAUUUCUGGAUGGCAGAAUGGUGUGUUUGAAUUUGAUUCAGUCUUUCGAAAAGAAGAAAAAGACUGGAAGAUGUUCUAUUUAUCAAGAACAGAGGGAAGCCCAAAAGGCACCAUUACAUGGAAAUUUGACUUUUCAUCCUCUGGCUUAGUUAUAGAAACAGUGAAUCUUGUGUUUGUGAGAAGCAUGUUUGAAAAUGGUGUUAUUAAGUUACUAAUGAUAGGGGAUACAAACAACAUGGAAGUACCAUCAAGUGAAACAGCAGUUUCCACAAAGGUUUUAGAUGGUUCCAAGUGUUUGACCCUGAGUGCUGAACUAAGUAGAGGGAGAGGUACAACAGCAUGGCAGCAUGCACAGCUUUUCCGUGAGCCAGUUGGCAGCACGACUUAUCCAUUCAACGUUGUUAUCAAACUAAGGAAAAUGUAAAUAGCAAAACAUUGCUCAAAAAAAAAAAAAAAAGGAGACACUGUACUAUCUUAUGUGAACUCAUUUUCUGUUAUUAUCUUGUGGAAAUUGAUUUUGUGGCAUUGUCUACAAGUGAUACACAGAACUAAUUUGUGUUUAUCCAAACAUAAAUUGUAUUGGUGAAGUUUAUAGGGGACCAUGCACGUGAUCCCCCCUUGCAUGCUGUGUUUGGCAAGUGUUUGCAAUGUGUUGUAAUAAGGAGGGUCCACAAAUAAGAGAUUAGUAUGGUUUACCAAUGGAAACUUCUCGAAGAGUUGAUGGUCUUUACACUGGGAAAUUGGAGUAGGUGGCACUUUGUGCACAGUUCCUCAUCACUUUUCUACAUUUUACAGAAAUGAAGAGAAUGAUGUGCACAAGGUAAAAAUAUAAAUUACAAGUUUUAUGUGCAUUAUUAUUUUGAGCAUGUUGGAAAGUCAUGUUUUUAUUCUCCAUAUGUAAAAUUACGAUCUUAACAAACUGGUAAAACAUAUUUCUGCCAUUCUUACUUCUCUGACAUCACAAUUAUGUUUACGUUGGAAGAUAUUGCUUUAGUUUCCUAAGAAUAAAAUUGCUUCAUCUCUAUGUUA
Molecule: messenger RNA, 2582 nt
Organism: Schistocerca americana (American grasshopper)
Lineage: Eukaryota; Metazoa; Arthropoda; Insecta; Orthoptera; Acrididae
Gene: Pngl
Product: peptide-N(4)-(N-acetyl-beta-glucosaminyl)asparagine amidase
Exons: 8
Coding region: 136-1977 (613 amino acids)
Biological process (GO): protein quality control for misfolded or incompletely synthesized proteins; glycoprotein catabolic process; protein deglycosylation
Cellular component (GO): nucleus; cytosol; cytoplasm
Molecular function (GO): peptide-N4-(N-acetyl-beta-glucosaminyl)asparagine amidase activity
Source: RefSeq, a predicted model, not a curated record